Messenger RNA from Setaria italica (foxtail millet), 3004 nucleotides. Its product is annotated as receptor like protein kinase S.2. Bases 288 to 2804 code for a protein of 838 amino acids. The transcript has a single exon. Gene Ontology annotation, biological process: protein phosphorylation. Gene Ontology annotation, cellular component: plasma membrane. Gene Ontology annotation, molecular function: protein kinase activity; ATP binding. The record is from RefSeq and is a predicted model, not a curated record. Lineage: Eukaryota; Viridiplantae; Streptophyta; Magnoliopsida; Poales; Poaceae.
UCACCCACACCAGCCACAUCCACUACACGUCCACACGCUACUGCCUAAACCAUACCGAACCCCUCGACUCGCUCUCACAGACCCAUCUUCCCCACCUGCCCCGACCACCUUCGUAUGAUCGUAUCCAUCCCCAUUUCCCACACUAAUGGACGCUUCCACCGCCCGAGCUUUAAUUUCUCCCCCCACGCGCACUAAGUGCGCCGAUUAGCAUGCGUGGGCUUUCCACUCGCUAAUCGCUUGCCUUCCAUCGACCUACCGGUGCGGUGAUACUGCGCGCAGCGCGGCCCAUGUCGUUGCGCCGUCUGUGCUUCGUGCUGCCGAUGGACAUCGACGAUGCUGUCCUGGCAGCGGAGGAGCCGCGCUGCCGGGUGACGGCCCGCAAGACAGUCCGGUCCUACGUCCGCGGCACUGUCGGUCGAGUGCUGUGGUGCCUCCGAUGCCGGUCAUGCAGCGGCGCUGACCGCUGCCACAACUCGUCAGGGAUGGCGUUCGAGGAUAUCGCCGGCGUGGAUGAGAACGGAGGCAGGAAGCUCGCUGGCUCCGAAGGCAGUCCGAGGAUAUUCAGCUACUCCGAGCUGUAUAUUGGGACAAACGGGUUCAGCGACAAGGAGAUCCUUGGGAGCGGAGGGUUCGGUAGGGUGUACCGCGCCGUGCUGCCCAGCGAUGGCACGACGGUAGCCGUCAAGUGCAUCGCCAGCCACGGCGACCGGUUCGAGAAAUCCUUCCUGGCGGAGCUCGCGGCGGUGGCGAGGCUGCGGCACCGCAAUCUCGUACGGCUCCGCGGAUGGUGCGUGCACGGCGGGGAGGAGCUGCUGCUGGUGUACGACUACAUGCCCAACCGCAGCCUGGACCGCCUGAUCUUCGCGCCGGCCUCCGCAAAGGUUCCCGUGCUAAGCUGGGACAGGCGGCGGCGCAUCGUCGCCGGGCUGGCCGCCGCGCUCUUCUACCUGCACGAGCAGCUCGACACGCAGAUCAUCCACCGGGACGUCAAGACCAGCAACGUCAUGCUCGACGCCGAGUACAACGCCCGGCUUGGGGACUUCGGCCUCGCCCGGUGGCUCGAGCACGCGGUGUGCGCCGACGACGCGGCACAGCCACACCUAGAGGUGUCACCGUCACCGCCGUCCCUGGGCUUGUCGUCCUCUGCUUCGGCGAACUUUCAGUUUCGGCUGAUGGACACAAGCCGAAUCGGAGGAACUAUCGGGUACCUGCCGCCGGAGAGCUUCCAGCGCCGGGCCACCAGCACCGCCAAAUCCGACGUCUUCAGCUUUGGAAUUGUGCUCCUGGAGGUUGCAACGGGGCGGCGUGCGGUCGACCUGGCGUACCCCGACGACGAAAUCUUCAUGCUGGACUGGGUGCGUCGGCUGUCCGACGAGGGGAAGCUACUCAACGCUGCAGACGGUAAACUGCCGGAAGGCGCCUACUCUCUGUUCGACAUCAACCGGCUCAUACAUCUCGGCCUCCUCUGCUCGCUACAUGACCCGAGGGCUCGUCCAACCAUGAAGUGGGUCGUCGAGAACCUGUCUGACGGCUGCUCCGGCGACCUCCCGCGACUCCCGUCGUUUGUGGCUCUUCCAAAGUACAUCUCUCUCACUUCAUCCUCUGACUCUGGCACGACAACCAUCACCACGGGUAGCACGGCCACAACUCUAUCCAAGCCCGUCUACGACACCGCUGCUGCGGAUACCAUUUACCACACUGCAGAAGACGGAAGAUGCAGCUCGAGGUCCGCUGACGACUCUGGUGGCAACAGCCGGCGGUCGUCGCGGCCGGUGGCGAUCCCGAACGUGGACAUGCCGCGUGAGAUAUCCUACAAGGAGAUCGUCGCGAUCACAAACGACUUCUCCGAGUCGCAGAUGGUUGCGGAGCUGGACUUCGGUACAGGGUAUGAGGGCUUCUUGGACAGCGGCCACGGCCGCGUCCAUGUGCUCGUUAAGCGCCUCGGCAUGAAGACGUGCCCGGCGCUGCGGGUCCGGUUCACCAGGGAGCUCUGCAACCUAGCAAAGCUCCGGCACAGGAACCUCGUGCAGCUGCGCGGGUGGUGCACGGAUCACGGCGAGAUGCUCGUCGUCUACGACUACUCCCCGGGGAGCCUCCUGAGCCACUAUCUAAUCCGCCGCGACGACGCGGUCCUCCCAUGGCGCCAGCGGUACAACAUCGUCAAGGCCCUCGCGUCGGCCAUCCUUUACCUGCACGAGGAGUGGGACGAACAGGUCAUCCACCGCAACAUCACGUCUUCGGCGGUGUUCUUGGACCCCGACAUGAAUCCGCGUCUCGGGAGCUUCGCGCUCGCUGAGUUCCUCUCAAGGAACGAGCACCACGGCGGGCACCAUGUUGUGGUAUCUACCAGCUCGGCCCGGGGCAUCUUUGGCUACAUGUCGCCGGAGUACAUGGAGACCGGUGAGGCGACCACCAUGGCUGAUGUCUACAGCUUCGGCGUGGUAGUACUGGAGGUGGUGACUGGUACGAUGGCCGUGGACGGAAGGUUGCCAGAAGUUCUUCUUGUCAGGAAAGUUGAGCUCUUUGAACAGCUGAACCGAACGGUGGAGGCCAUGGCGGACAGGCGGCUGGAUGGCAAGUUUGACCGUAAGGAACUCCUGCGGUUGGCUAAGCUUGGCAUCGCGUGCACCCGCUCAGACCCGGCAGCGCGGCCGAGCAUGAGGAAGAUAGUGAGCAUUCUGGACGGCAACGACGAAGUGUUGAACAAGUUUGAGCACAGGAAGGAGAGCACGGAGGACUGGCAGAGGAGGAACGGUGCUAAUCUUGCCUUAGUAAGGAGAUUCCAGGCUCUUGGCAUACACUGAAUGCUUAGAAACAGGGUAGUUACGUUAUUCUGGAGAACUUUUACCUUGCUCUAUGAGUUUUAGGUGGAUACGGGAAAAACAUCUGAUGUAAAUAUUGGUUGUAUUUGGAUUUGAUUCUCUGCAGUUGUAACCAUGUUGUUUUCAGAUCUGCACACGCUUUGUCCAAAUGUAUUAGCAAUUGAGCAUCUCAAAGGUUGGAA